Molecule: messenger RNA, 4613 nt
Organism: Athene cunicularia (burrowing owl)
Lineage: Eukaryota; Metazoa; Chordata; Aves; Strigiformes; Strigidae
Gene: ZC2HC1A
Product: zinc finger C2HC-type containing 1A
Exons: 10
Coding region: 1-1110 (369 amino acids)
Source: RefSeq, a predicted model, not a curated record
AUGGGUGACGUGACAGUGCAAACUGGAGAUCUGUUGCCAUGUAGGAUUUGUGGAAGGACUUUCUUUCCUGCAGCACUGAAAAAGCAUGUACCCAUUUGCCAAAAAACUUCUUCCAAGAAAAGGAAGACAUUCGAUUCCAGCCGACAGAGAGCAGAAGGAACUGACAUUCCCACAGUAAAACCUCUUAAGCCACGGCCAGAACCACCCAAAAAACCUUCCAACUGGAGACGAAAGCAUGAGGAAUUUAUAGCAACUAUACGAGCAGCCAAAGGACUUAAUCUUAAAGAUGGUGGAAAACUCCCUCCACCACCUCCGCCAUCAUAUGACCCUGAUUACAUUCAGUGUCCAUAUUGUCAGAGGAGAUUUAAUGAAAAUGCAGCUGACAGACACAUCAAUUUCUGUAAGGAACAAGCAGCACGUAUUACUAAUAAAGGGAAAUCGGCAGCUGAUACCAAAGGGAAGCUUCCUACACGAACACAGUACAAACCUGCUGCAGUUAAGAAGAUGCCUUCUGUAGGAUCAACACCAUCAUCAUCAUCAUCACGCUUACCACAGCCAAGUGGUGUUAGCAAAACUGUUGUAGGUGCCUCUUCAAAUAAAGCACUAUCUUCAUCUGGGCCCAGUGCGAGCAAAAUUCAGACAUUAUCACCAGCUCAUAAAAACUCCUUGGGAAUGGUGAACCCACAAGCAGGUAGUAAGAUGGACAAGUUAGGCCCACCACUGCGAACCGGAAGAAAUGUGCAAUGGUUUUAUGACAGUGAUACAAAAACAGACAGUACCAUCAAAAGACCAAAUGAGUUGUUGCCUAUAAAGAAAGGUGCAACAAAAACACGGACAUCAACCCCUCCUAGUGUGGCAAGAACCAUGAGCACGGGUGCUCUAACAAACAAAAGGAAAACUAGCAAUUCAGACAGUUACUCAAGGUCUGAUGGUAGAAUUGGGUAUGACAGUGGAGACUACGCAUCCUCAGUCAAUGGAGGAAGUUCAAAAAGCAGCGAAGGAAAUUCACCUGUACAGUUAUCAAAGUUCUGCCAUGAAUGUGGGACAAGGUACCCAGUGGAAUGGGCGAAGUUUUGCUGUGAGUGUGGAAUUCGAAGAAUGGUUGUGUGAACACAUUCUUAAAAGCAGAAAGAAAAUGAGAAAUCAGAAACAUCUGCUAUGUACUUCUGCAUGGAAAACUAGAGCACUCCUUCCUAUUAGACUUCGUGCUGCAAACAUGUUGAAACAUCAUAUUGUAAUUUUCUGAGUGCAAUCUUCUGGCUAUACAGUUAUUUAUAAACAAAUAUAUAUACUGUAUAUAAAAAUAGCAGGUACCUAAAACUGUGCCAUUCAAGGAAAUACUUUUUAAUCUCUGUUGGAAAUAUUUAAAAUUAAGGUAAAAAUGUGUUAAGUAACAGGUAGCAGAAGUGGUUCAAUGUUAUUUUUAUUGUAAAUCCUACUAGAUAAAGGAUUAUUUAAAUCUCUUGUGCAGGAUAAUACUUUCCCAUAGGGAACUAGCCAUGAAGAACUUGGGCUUCAAAAGUUUCUCUGUAGAGGCAUUUCCUUCAUAUGCAAAAGUUCCUUAGAUGCUGUGUUCUAAGUCAAAACAACAUGAGCAACUCUUAUAAAUUCCUAGUUAAAAGUGCAAAAAGUCUGGAUCCCUUUAAACAAUAUUAAUAUCCUAAUUGGACUUCUCAGUUACUUAAAUCCUAGGAUUUUUGAAAGCAUCAAAAUGGAAAAACUACCUGAGAAUUCUGUUCACAUGUAGGAAUAAAGUCAAGAAUUUUGUGUCUUUCCAUGUUCUGUUUUCCAAUAAGAGCAUGUUGAUAUUUUUACGUAUUUAUAAGGGCAAAUAUGGUAUUGUCACUUUAUUAAGUUCCUUUUGUUCAGAAAUGCUUGUCUUCCUCCUCCUGUGCUCCAUCACAACUGGCAUAUCUAAGAUUUUUGUGCUUUUUGUCUUUAAAGGUUUCCAAAGGUCCUGCUCCAUUUUUCUCUUUCUUCAUUUCCUGAAGGGGAGACAAAGUCUAUGCUUAUCCUACCUAAAUGUUGAACUCUUAUUUUGAAAACAGCCCUCUUGAUGAUUCCAAUACAAAAAAAAAAAAAAAAAAAAAAAAAUAAAAAUGUAUGUUAUUAGAACAGUAGAACUUGUUCUGUAAGUAGUGACUGGUUUUUAUUCUUACUCCUGUGCAAAUAGCACAGCUACAUAUGAGUGCAUAAUGGAGUAACUGUGCUCCAUAGGUUUAUGUGUUAAUACCUUACAUAUUUUUUUUGCGAUUUUGUAUAUUCUUGGGUUCUGAACAACAGCCUCUUGAAGUUAGUAACAGAUUUCAUGUUAAUUUGUUGGGAAGAAGGGUCAGGCCCUGGAAGUUCUUACUGUUUUUCUCAUAAAUUACAGAGGAUAUUAAAACCAUUCACAAGCCAAAUCACUUAAGUUGUAUCUGUAUGUGGUAAUUUGUUUUGUGAAGUUUUGCUUUGAAAUACUGGCACCAUCUUAGUUAUGCGUGAAAGAACAAUCUGAAAGAACUUAAUUGUGCCUUUCCCAUAGUAAAUAUACUCCUCUUGUCAGAAGUGUUUACUUUGUUACAAACACCAUUAGUAUCAAUUCAUAGAAUUUCUUUGUAGCUCAUAUAAAAUAGAAUGUAGUGAUCAUGAUAGUGUUAUGAUCAUUGUUUACAUUCUCAAAACUGGUGAUUACUAUCAAUGGGGCCAAUUUUGACGAAAUCAUGACUGAAGAAAAGCAUCUUCAAAGCAGUUAACAGUCUCAGAGGAGGAGAGAUUUAAGAGACGUGAUGUAGUCAUGUUUCAGGCCACAAAUUAUUAUGUUUUUGAAUUAGUUCAAUGGUAUGGAAUUGUCUUACACUUUUUAUACAAAAUUAGUUUUAGAAGUUAUACUUCAUUCAGUGUAGUCUUGUUUUAUUAUAAUUUGCAUAAGCUGGCUUCUGAGCAUGAUAGGAUGGAUGACUGGGAUGAUAGUUAGAACUGACAAAUCUUAGCCAAAUUAUGUUCUAGGUAGUUUAGGUUCUAGCAUCCAUAUUUUGGCACAUUCAUAUCUGUACUUGGAAAAAAUGUAAUCCUGCAUCCUUUGCAUAGAUAACCCUGAUUUAGAAAAUUUGCCCUGGACUUGGGCCAUGGAGGUCAACAGACUGAAUUAUUGCAAGCUGUGUGUCCCAGCAGCAAAGACACAAGUCUAGGUUUGAUCAGGACAUGAAGAAGUAAGUACCUUCCAGGUUCUCCAGGAUUGCUGUAACUAGAAAAAACUGUUUUCUCCUUUGAAUUGUAGGUGACAGGUUUCCUAGUUUCAAAUCAAUCCACAUACAGUUACCAUAAUUUCUGCUUUUUGAGCUGUUUGUGUAACUCUUUGCUUCAAUUGCAGCAUUUAGAAAUUACACAGUGACGUCACUUAUUUUAUUUACACUUCUAUGACUUAUAGCAAGGACUAGACAGGGAAAUAACCUGAACUGAAAGAAUAAUUUUAACAAUAUUUCCUGAGCUUUUAAUUUGGCCUUACGAGAAGGUCUAAUAAAACAUAAAUGACUGUUGGUAGUAAAUUGGAUAAUGUGUAUGGUUCAAAUCUACAAUAAAUAUGAGCAAUUAAAAUAUAAUUAACUAUGCAGUUUACUACUGUAUAGUGAGACUAUCAGAGGCCUAGUAUGCUUCCAGUUUAUCAACUGGUUUUGUUACUGAAUGACAAGUUUCUAACAUCUCUGAUGUUACAGACCAUAGACUGUAUUACACAAGUUAUUAGCGUAGAUCACUAAUUCCAUCUUAGUGGAAUGUUUGUUAGGAAACAGUAGAUUUGUUUUCAUAAUGCCCCUGCAGAAAUGAAUAUGGGAAACAAAUAUGUUAUAUUUAAAGAAAAAAAAUAACCUGUUAAGGAGGAUGGACUCUGAAUUUUACAUCUUUAGGUGUAUUACAUGUGUCAAGAAGUUCCCAAAUUGUAAUUUAUUAAUGACCUAGGUCCAAAUCUUCUUGCCCUAGCCCUCCCCCCUGCCUUUAUGCCUUGGUUUUCAUCGGAGGAAAAAACAUGGAUACAUAUACUGAAAGGGGAGUGUUCCAAAAUGUCUCAAUAAUCAAAAUACUGAUAGUUGUGAAGACAAAACCCCUAGAUGAACUAUGCACUGCUGAUGCACUUCACUGAUGUGUCUAAACUUAGCUAGUGUCAUCCUAUGACGACAGAUAUUUAAAAGCCUAAAUUCCUUAGAGUUCAUGUGUAAAAUUAGGAUUAUAUGAUUACUCCAUUUAGCAUCAGUCUUUCCAGUUCUUUGUGUGUGUGAAUAUAUAUAUAUAUAUAUAUACAUGUAGAGUCUGCACAUGAGCACAUGUGUAUUUCGUGAGAGCUCCUAAGUUACACAAAUGUAAAAAGAUGUUUCACUAAAGCAGAGCUGAUACAGGAGUGAAUGCUACUGGAGGAUUGUGAAGCCUCUAGACUAAUAUAGUUACUGUCCAUUCAAAGUGAAAUUUAUUGAUGUCAUUGCUUUAAUGAUUUCUAUACCAAUGUCUGACUGACAGACUUUCUUUUACUAUCUGCUGCUCUGUCUUCCUAGUGUGCUUACUGUGGUUCUUCCAUUCAAUUAAUUAAAAAAAAAAAAAAGUAAAUUAAAAAAAAAAAAAGUUAAAGGUAAAUUCAAUAUAAA